ACAUCACUGAAUAUCGUGUAGAGAAAGACAGACUUCAGUCAGAGGAUAAGAAAUUAAGAGGGGUGACAUUUCAGGAAUUUGUUUCAAAAGUCACAAGAAAACUGAACUGACGAAAGAAUGUUGCUGGACGGGAUCAUCUUUGGGUUGCUUGCCUCUUUUGUGACAGUAGCCAGAAGUGGGACGGUUGAGGUGCUGGUGGAAGCAGGCUCUCAGGCUGUUCUGCCCUGUAAAUGCAGCACUGAGUCCUGCCAUCCUGCUUCUGUCAUCUGGAGCAAAGCCAAUGAAGGGACUGUUUGGAGAAAGGAAAGAAGCGGUCUACAGUACUGGGGAUCGAGCUGGUCACAGAAGGACGGCCAGCGUGUGCGAUGCCCGCACUCUCAGUUUGACAAAGGCGAUUACAGCCUGCAAAUCGAAAGAGUCAAAGAGGAGGAUGGAGGACUUUAUCUCUGCAGCAUUGGAUUCAGAACCCACGUUGUAACAAAUCGUGUUAUGCUAAGGAUCAUUAAAGUGUCUGCCAAUCCACUGGUUCCCACUCAGGGAGAUGAUGUGUCAGUGUCCUGCACUGUCACACCUUGGCCUAAAGGGGCUUUUGUGAAUUGGAUUUUGAACAACAAAGUAUUUAUCCCUACAACUGGAGUCAUCUCAAAUGGAGAUGGAAGUGUUUUUAAAGACAAGGCGACUGAGAGACUGACGGGCACCUGGACCUGCAUCGUGAACUACAUAAAAGUGGGAAGAGCCUCAACAACUCUGUCUGUGGCAGGAAUCAUUCAACCGCCCCAAGACGAUACCAAGCUGUAUGCCGCGUUGGGGUCUACACUCACUCUCCCCUGCGCCUUUUCACCUGGUUUAACCCCGACUGAGACUGUCUGGGAGAAACUUGAGGACGGGAAUUCAGUGACCCCAAAGAGCCGCGAUCCUUCUUUGUCCAGCAGUGAUACGUCUUACAGGAUUCAGGAGGUUUUGCUCGAUGAUAGUGGCAGAUACAGAUGUGCUGGGAAUGUAAAAGGGCAAACGCUGAGCCGCACGAUGCAGCUUGUCGUCGCACAAAUUGUCCAAAGGAAGAAGAGAGACUCUGUGAUGCUGACCUGCCAAGUGACCGACUCAAGUGAGAUCAAGGAAUAUGAAUGGGUUCAUGUGACCUAUGACCUCAACGGCACAGAGUCUGCUGGACCCGUCCAGAAAGGACAGACUGUCACGUUAAAGAACAGCUGGGGUGGCUGGACCUGUCGUUACUAUGGGAGAGAUGGUAUUUUGGGAAACGUUACAUACCAAGUUCCAAUGAUGAGUGGUCAGAGUGGGCAGAAGUCAUCAGCCUUCUCAAGUAACGCGGGCACCGUGACCGGGCUCAGCUUUCUGCUCCUCAUUCUGCUGCUGGUCCUGGCUCAGAUGUACAAAAAUCACCAAAGGAGAAAAAGAAUCUUUCAGUACCCUGCACUGGAGACGAUUGUUCACACCAUCUCCAAUGAGCAGGAAGAGAAAGAAAGACGCCGAGUGAAAGAGUAAAGACACCUGAAUUUGGAGGAAUGGCAGGAAAAAUUUUCAGCUCUAAACUGGAGUUGUUUGUUGGUUUUUUUACCACCGGAGAGCGCCUGGGGACAUUUUUGCACAUCUUUUGUAAAUAAUUUACCAGAGCAUAUUUUGUAGCAGAAAACUAAUAAAAUUACAACUAAUUAUCUUUUAUUCAGCUGUAAAUAGUCUUUAUUACACCAUGUGAAGAUUUGUCUGUAUGAUGGGAACAAAAUGUUUCCUCAAUAAAGUGCACUUGACAGAAAUAAGUUUGGUUUCAUUAGUUAUGUACAAUCCGAAUCCCACCUUACUGUUCGUAUAAAAACAAUAAAGAACAACAGAUAACAAAAUACAACUCUACAGAUUUGCUGUACUUGUCCAUUUACACAUUUUAUAUUUUUUUAUAUGUAUUCCAAAAAAGUCUAUUUUUCUUUCCAGCAUGUUGAUCUGCAAUUAACACUGACAGACAGAGAUCAUAAAUUCAAAGACAUGAGCUCAGGGAGUUCUGCCUACACCUGGCUACACUCCCCGUCCUCUUGCUCUGAAAAGUAGUUGAAACCAAAGUCAGCCAAAGAUCUGCUGAUUCCCUCCAUGAGUCCUUCGUCUCCGGGAGUCAAACGGUCCAUAACUUCAUCAUCAUCAACACACCAGCCUGGCCAGUCCACAUUGACGCCGUCUACAAAAACGGGACUGCUCAUCUUAUCAUACUCAUCCCCGUCCACCAGCUGCUCCUUCCAUCCUUUACUCACUGAGAGGCCCCUGUGCCUUAUCAGUGCCACAUCCUCCCACUCUGUGCCCCCGUCCCCACCCGUGGGUGAAGGUGUGGGGGGAAACGACGUUGGGGGAGGAAGAUGCUUUGACCUCACGUUAGUGAUUUUUAAUUUUUUGUCCCUCUUUACUCCCCCUUUUACCCUCUCCCUCUCUUUGGCUUUUUCCAAAAACCCCUCCAGUGGGGAGUUGGAGGGCUUGUCUUCUAUCUCACCAUCGUGUCCUGAGCCGGACGUGUCCACAGCCUGAGGUGAUGCUUGCAAGUAACUGGACUGCACAUGUUUCCCGUUGCUGCCUUCAAUAAUGAUGUUGGGAAUUGAGGAACUCCUAAGAGCUUUUAAUUUGGGCUUUUUGUUCUGGAAGCUCAUUUCUUGCAGAUCUGACUCAGGGA
Menidia menidia (Atlantic silverside) is the source of this 2665-nucleotide messenger RNA. Lineage: Eukaryota; Metazoa; Chordata; Actinopteri; Atheriniformes; Atherinopsidae. The record is from the annotation of a GenBank genome assembly.